UCACUUGUCGUAGUGUUUACUGUUUUCAUUUCUAAUAGCAAAUGAAAACAAAACAACGUGCAUUAUUUCGCUAGGUUUGCCAGCCGGUAUUGUUUCUUCGUUGUUGCCUUGAAAAAAGAGCGUGAUCUUUUGAAAAUGUCACCAGAAGAUAACUGGAAGAUGGAGCAUGAAAAGAUGCAUAUAAAACACAGAGGUCAUGAAGCCAUGCAUGCUGAGAUGGUUCUUAUUCUUAUUGCUACCCUGGUGGUAGCUCAGAUUGUCCUGGUCCAGUGGAAGCAGCGACAUUGUAGAUCAUACAAUAUGGUGACCUUGCUGCAGAUGUGGGUCGUCCCUUUGUAUUUCACUUUAAAAUUGUAUUGGUGGCGUUUUCUCUCCACGUGGGGAAUGUUCUCGGUGAUAACCAGUUACGUCAUCUUCAGAGCUACCCGAAAACCUCUGUCCGGAAGAACGCCACGAAUGGUAUAUAAGUGGUUUCUCCUCAUCUACAAGCUGAGUUAUGCAGUGGGUAUUGUUGGAUAUGUUGCAAUUAUGUUUACCAUGUUUGGGUUCAAUUUAUUCUUCAGGAUUAAAACAGAAGAUUCAAUGGAUUUUGGUGUGAUUUUGCUGUUUUAUGGCUUGUAUUAUGGAGUCAUGGGGAGAGACUUUGCUGAGAUAUGUUCAGAUUAUAUGGCCUCUACAAUAGGUUAUUAUAAUGUUGGGGCCAUGCCUUCAAGAAAUCUCUCUGGCGACAUCUGUGCUGUGUGUGGACAGAAAAUAUUUGUGAAUCUAGAUGAAGAAGGAAUCGUUGAAAACACCUACCAGCUCUCAUGUGGUCACAUAUUUCAUGAAUUUUGUAUUCGGGGUUGGUGUAUUGUGGGAAAGAAGCAAACCUGCCCUUACUGUAACGAGAAGGUGGACCUCAAGAAAAUGCUGAAUAAUCCCUGGGAACGUACUCAUGUUUUAUAUGGUCAGUUGCUGGACUGGUUACGAUACCUGGUUGCCUGGCAACCUGUAAUAAUUGGUGUGGUUCAUGGUAUUAAUUACACCUUAGGACUUGAAUAGUUCUAUUUUGUUCAUGUAAUGCUUUCAGUAAUGGCUGUAAAAGUAUCUGUAUAUCCUGUAUUUAUAUUGUAAAAACAAAAUGGUAUAAUUUAUUAAUGUAAAUAGCAGUGCCAUAUUCAUAUGUGUAGUAGCACAGCAUUCUCAUGAAUUUUGUAAUGGUAAGAUAAAUUGUACAGACUGCAUAUCUUGAAAUUCAAGCAGUAAAUAGUGACCUAUCAUUUUUUUCACCUUUUACUUUUUUUAUGCAAUGUAGAUUUGUUUUUAAAAAAAGUCUUAUUCUGACAGUCUAAAAAAUCAAUUAGUAACUUAUACCUGUGUGUGGUUUACCAAGCAUUGGUUGAUUUUGUCUAUGAAGAGCUAGAGAUUUAUAAAACUCUGUCUGAAUUAAAUUCAUAGUUUUGA
Lepisosteus oculatus (spotted gar) is the source of this 1443-nucleotide messenger RNA. RefSeq names its product ring finger protein 175 (gene rnf175). The record is from RefSeq and is a predicted model, not a curated record. Gene Ontology annotation, molecular function: ubiquitin protein ligase activity; metal ion binding. Gene Ontology annotation, cellular component: Golgi membrane; endoplasmic reticulum membrane. Lineage: Eukaryota; Metazoa; Chordata; Actinopteri; Semionotiformes; Lepisosteidae.